Messenger RNA from Bipolaris sorokiniana ND90Pr, 1292 nucleotides. RefSeq lists its product as uncharacterized. The record is from RefSeq and is a predicted model, not a curated record. Gene Ontology annotation, biological process: mitochondrial respiratory chain complex IV assembly. The coding region runs from base 40 to 1041 and encodes 333 amino acids. Lineage: Eukaryota; Fungi; Ascomycota; Dothideomycetes; Pleosporales; Pleosporaceae. The transcript has 4 exons. Gene Ontology annotation, cellular component: membrane; mitochondrion.
GUCGAGGUUACGCCUCGUCCCCCCAUCACCGACGCCAAAAUGUCGAAACCAAACCCCUUCUUAAAUCUCUUCAGGAGAUACUACUCACAAAGGAUAACCCCUCUAUCACGAACCACCUACGCACCACAUUCCAGCCCGCAAUGCCUCCGCGCACGCCUCCACCCGCAAUUCCUCCUCUUCCGCACCCAAAAGCGCAAUGUAGGCGGCGGCCCCGGCCUCGACCCAAACUUCGUCUCUAUCCUCGACCGGCCAGCGAAGAUGGCACGCGCAGGCAAACAACACGGACCAGGCCUCAUCAUCCUCGCCAUCAUACCCGUAACCGCCUUCAUACUUGGGUGCUGGCAGGUGCAACGGCUCGGCUGGAAAACAGAUUUGGUCGCGCGAUUUGAAGAUCGACUGACGUUCCCGCCACUGGAACUCCCGCUGCGGAUCGACCCAGAUGCCAUCAAGGAUUUCGAUUAUAGAAAGGUGUAUGCGACGGGUGUGCUGCGACAUGACCAGGAAAUGCUGAUUGGGCCGCGCAUACUGGAUGGCGAGGAGGGGUACACAGUUGUUACACCUUUGGAGCGCAGGGAUGCGAGGGGCAAUGUGCACAAGAUAUUGGCGUGUAGGGGGUGGAUCAAAAAGGAAGCGAGUCCGCAGUGGUUUCGCAAGAAGAACGGGGCGCUGCCAGAGGGAGAGGUUACGAUUGAGGGGUUGUUGAGGUUGCCACCAAAGGGAAACAUGUUCACGCCGAAGAAUGAGCCAGAGAAGGGGAAAUGGUUUUUUCCGAGUGUCGAGGAAAUGGCAGAGUACAGUGGGAGUCAGCCAGUUUGGGUGGAGGAGACAAUGACGCCGGAUUUGCUCACAAAUUACGAGCGCGAACCAAAGGGCAUACCAAUUGGUAGGGCACCAACGGUAAAUCUGCGUAACAAUCAUACACAGUACAUCUUCACAUGGUACGCAUUGAGUUUUGCAACAUCUGUAAUGUUCUGGAUGGUCGUCAAGAAGCCCAUGUCAGGCACCCAGCGACGGGUGCGACAGAGCGUGGACUGGUCAUAAGGCAUGAUUAGGCCGCCUUAGUCUUCGUGUUCUUCUUGUAUAGGUUCUGGCCGCUUGCGCUUUUGGCUUCUGAGCUUGACCGGGGGUUGCAUGCGCAGCUGCUGAACCAGUUCCCGAGGGAGCAUCUUUUGUGCAAGCGAAAACGAUGUACUGCUGUCAGUCGUUUUGCGGGUUCUUUUCAUGAGUGCGAUGACGUCGCUCUCCUCAAUCAUCCUCCGUCCACCGUGCUGUGCAUAAGCUGCGAGAUCAAU